AUGCUUCUCAGCCAGAGUGCCCUAGCUGCGCUAUUUCUGAGUACGGCGAACUACUACAACUACUACAACUACUACAACUACUACAACUACUACAACUACUACAACUACUACAACUACUACAACUACUACAACUACUACAACUACUACAACUACUACAACUACUACAACUACUACAACUACUACAACUACUACAACUACUACAACUACUACCGCCGCUUUCUUUUGUUCUUGCUUCAGGCCAUCAUUGACUGGCUGCAACAGUGUACAAAGUCAUACGUACUCAAGGAAAAUGGUCCCAGGAUAAUAGAAGUCCUAAUCCACCUCCAGAUCGCUGUGAAGUGUACCGUAUCCAUCUCCCGCGUCGUCCCCGUCACCACCGAGGCCGGUACCCCCUCUAGCACCGUCUCCCCCUUCUGCUCAGGAACAAAUCUCCCCAUUUUUCAGGAGGCUGCGACGUCGAGAUCGUAUCUGCUGGCGCUUGCCCCAUAUGCAUCUGCUGCAUCUGGCAGGCUGCCUAACUGUGGCGAUUCGAAUACUCCAGCCGUCUGCAGUGGAGUAUGGGAUGGAGGGGGUUGUGCCGGGAAUACCGAGAAACUAGUGCCUAUGUCGCUCAGGGCGUGCUCUGGAACGACUGCGCGAGUAUCCCGCCGGAGGGAUCUGUGCGUUGGGAGGGAAUUGCAGCUGUCCGGGGGAGAAGAUUGGAUAGACAGGGCUGUCGGUUUGAGGAUGGCUGCCUACUCACAGUUCGAAUUAGAAACCAUGCGGUUGAUGCAGCCCGGAUUCACCACAGCCGCUCAACAGCUAUCGUUCGACUCGUUCUCCAUAAAAACAACCUCGACAGUAAUGGAUAUCUGGUAUAACCCAGAACUCGUCCAUCACAUGCAUUCCGCCGACACAGGCUUUCCCCGCAAGAUGCAGCAGUCUAGAUCGUUAAAACAUGCAUUCAUUUGGGUUCUACUUCUUUCGUAUCCCCGGAGAAAACAUAUCGAGCCAUGA
Molecule: messenger RNA, 996 nt
Organism: Aspergillus niger
Lineage: Eukaryota; Fungi; Ascomycota; Eurotiomycetes; Eurotiales; Aspergillaceae
Exons: 7
Coding region: 1-996 (331 amino acids)
Source: RefSeq, a predicted model, not a curated record